AUGUUCCGCAAAUCCAUUAUGUCGGUUGUUGAUAGAGCACAUGAAAAUUUGGUCCAUCGUAAAACAAACGAAGAAGUAAUGAAGUCCAGCGAUAUUUCUAUACGAAUCACCAAUUCACAAACUGUCUGCCCGUCAUGGUCACCAGAUCUACGACUGGGUCUCGUCGUGCUCAGCAUCGGAAUAGCUAGUCAUUUCAUGCUGUUUCUGGAUAGCGUUAUGGACAAUCUCCUACCAGCUGCGUGGCCAUAUCUUAUGACAGUUUACGAUACCAAGGAAGAAGCCGAUGUAGCGUGGGGAAUUAUGGUUUCGUCACGAAUAUACGGUCUUGCGUUCGGAUGUUUUGCUUCCAUUUUCUUAUCCAGACGACACGAUCACAAAUUUCCGGAAGUAUACUUGGAUCUCAUAGGUAUUCUUCUCACACUACUCACUGUCAAUGUAAAAAUGGGUAUGAUGGCAGCUACUAUUGGCCGAUUUGUUAAUGGCUGUGGGCAGGGCAUUGUGCAGACUUCCGGUUCAGUUAUGCUCACGGAGCUGCCUCCACAAAAGCGAGGCAUUGCACUAGCCACGCUGACUGUGUGGGCGUGUCUGGGCGAAUUGGCUGGUAUGGUGAUAUCACUGGAAGAGCUUCUUGGACGGCCGUCUACUUGGCAUAUUGCUAUGGGUGUUCCACUACUGCUUCUUAUUUCUGCACUCUGUAUUCUUGCACGUGCACCUCAGAGCCCUCGGUAA
Messenger RNA from Cooperia oncophora, 729 nucleotides. Lineage: Eukaryota; Metazoa; Nematoda; Chromadorea; Rhabditida; Trichostrongylidae. The record is from the annotation of a GenBank genome assembly.